AAUGGAAGAUCUUCACGAGGAUAUAUCAAAAAAAAUUCUCUCACACAUUCCUCGAGAGUCGGUCUUAAACUGCAAACUUGUUUCCAAAACUUGGAACACUCUCCUCUCCAAUAGAAAGCUGGAAGUUGGUAUUCUUUUCUGUGUUGCUUCAAAUCGGGAAAGAAACAUUCAACUUCACAAGGGAUAUUAUGAUGAAAUCAUUACGCUAACUGAUGACGAUCAUGAAAAUUUUACGUAUAGAACCAUCGAGAAAAUCAAGCAUCCCGUCAUCAAUAAGAGAAAAGUCAUAGAUAUCAUGGUUGGUUCUUGCAAUGGUUUGGUUUGCUUCUUAGUACCCCAUCAUCGUGUGGAAGAUCCUGUCUACAUCUGCAAUCCAAUCUCUGGUGAAUACGUUAACCUUCCGAGAAUAAACAGCAAGAAAGGCCUCAUAGUAAGCGGAUUCGGUUACAAUUGCUCAGCAAACAACUACAAGGUUAUCAGAAUUCACUAUCCCAAGAAGUUGAGUUAUGCCUACCCUCCAAGCCCAGGACAGGUGCAGAUAUAUUCCCUGGGAGGUGGUGACAGCUGCGGAUGGAGAAAUCUUGGAGACAUCAACUAUUCGUUGGCUUUCAAUGGCACCCUUCUGAAUGGAUCCCUUUAUUGGUUGGAAUGGAUGGACCAGAAGAUUGUUGCUUUUGAUUUGGCAAAUGAAAAUUUUCAAUUGCUACCAACUGCACCACCAUGUUUCGUACGUGUUAAGUACGGUUAUUUUCGUCUCGCGGUGUUGGGUGGGCAUUUGUGUUUUGUUCAUCAUAAGUGGGAGGAGGGUGUGGACAUAUGGUCCUUCAAAAAUAGGCAGACAGAUAAUUCUUCUGGUGAUCGGGAGCAUGAAUCUUGGAGCUGGAGUUUGGAGUUCAGCGUACCAUUCCCAUACCUAGUUACCGAACACGAUUUCUAUACACCGUUUUCCCUCACAACGAAUAAUCAAAUUCUGCUUUGGUUCAAUCACAAGACUCUUUGCUGUUACGACCCGAAAAACAAGAUAUUUAGCAAAAUUUUGGUUGGGAAUUCUGGAUUGGAUUAUCUUCGAGGAAUUCCACACGUUAAUAGCUCUGUUUCAUUGAAAGCUCUUGGGGUAAAUUCUAAGAUAAGAAAAUGA
Messenger RNA from Papaver somniferum (opium poppy), 1138 nucleotides. Its product is annotated as F-box protein At3g07870-like. The transcript has a single exon. Gene Ontology annotation, molecular function: protein binding. The coding region runs from base 2 to 1138 and encodes 378 amino acids. Lineage: Eukaryota; Viridiplantae; Streptophyta; Magnoliopsida; Ranunculales; Papaveraceae. The record is from RefSeq and is a predicted model, not a curated record.